ACUAGUCGAUCUGCGGAACACUUGGCUGCUGUUAUUCGGUAUUUCAAAUACGCUCUGGAUGAUACUCAUCUUUACCAUGGCAAACAACGCAGAACUUCUUAAGGUGGUCGGAAGCAACCCCAUAGGUCUUGUUGUACUGACGAUAUUCCUGAUAGUGCUGACUCUGCAAUUCCUAGCCAUGCUUGGUCACCGAUUAGGCACGUUUGUGCACUACAUCGCGCGGAAGAAUAAAUUCCUAGACGGCUCGACGACGGAAGCCGGGGAACAAGAAGCUCAUUCGAAGCGUCGUAAGUGCUGCUUUAGCUGCCUUUGCUGCAACUCGACGGAAGAGAAGGAUGAGAUCCAAGACGAUUCCUCGAAAAAGAACGACGAGACCCCAGAUAACUCCACAGGAGAAUUCAGGAAUGUAAGCGGCCAACUUCCUAAUUCGAAACCGGUGUGAUGUAACCUUUUCAAUUGUUAUGUUGUCGGAAAGAAAUUAACACCGAUUUGCGUUUAACUCGAGAAUCUAAGCUGGAGAAAAACUGUCAUACUAAACUUUCUUGAAAUCUGGUCCAUCAGUUAUGUAAAUGAUAACACAGUUUUAUUCCUGGUGUAGGUGAUCGUACUGUGACCCUGAACAAAUAUUAGAUCAACUAAAUUCAUCAAUUAAUUUUAUUCAAAUUUACAAGA
Messenger RNA from Mya arenaria, 672 nucleotides. RefSeq lists its product as uncharacterized. The transcript has 2 exons. The record is from RefSeq and is a predicted model, not a curated record. Lineage: Eukaryota; Metazoa; Mollusca; Bivalvia; Myida; Myidae. Bases 59 to 442 code for a protein of 127 amino acids.